Trichophyton rubrum CBS 118892 is the source of this 2769-nucleotide messenger RNA. RefSeq lists its product as uncharacterized. The transcript is spliced from 8 exons. Gene Ontology annotation, molecular function: ATP binding; nucleic acid binding. Bases 1 to 2769 code for a protein of 922 amino acids. Lineage: Eukaryota; Fungi; Ascomycota; Eurotiomycetes; Onygenales; Arthrodermataceae. The record is from RefSeq and is a predicted model, not a curated record.
AUGAAUCCCAAACGUGCCGAUGCUGCCUGGGAACACUCCUUAGCUGGCGCGGUUACUGGUGCGAAACGGUCACGGUCCGAAAAUGAUGCUCUCCCAGCUUUCACCACCGCGCACCAGGUCUUGAACGCAGAGUCCAGAGCGCAGAGAACCAACACUGUGCAGUACGCCCACGAUAAUAGGCGCUUACGGCCCAGCAGGAUAGACCUGAUAUCCAACUCUGGCAAUAGUGAGUUCUCUCGCUCUCAGAAUCUGUCGGAGUACUCGCAAAGGACCUCUGUAUCCAGUACUCCUGGACCAGCUCAGAAUCCUAUCCUCUCUCUCAGCCACCCAAAAUACGGUUUGCCGACUGCCCUGGUCAAGAAUUUCGCAUCUCUGGGUGUCAACGCUAUCUAUCCAUGGCAAGCAUCAUGCCUCCUAGGCAGGGGACAUCUGUCAGGAGAAAAGAAUCUGGUGUACAGUGCUCCAACGGGGGGUGGCAAGUCGUUAGUUGCAGAUGUAUUAAUGCUGAAACGCAUCCUUACCUGCCCGGACAAAAAAGCUAUCCUCGUUCUCCCUUAUGUUGCUCUCGUUCAGGAAAAGCUGAAAUGGCUCCGACGUGUAGUUGAAGGGAUACCCCGAUGCACGCAUGAUGAUGUUGGUGAUGUUGAUAACUCCGCCGAUGGGGCCAGAAGAUCUUCUCGGCUCAAAUCUGAAGAGAACUUCAUCCGAGUUACAGGUUUCUUCGGUGGAAGCAAGGCCAGGACAACCUGGUCAGAUACAGAUGUCGCGGUGUGCACCAUCGAGAAGGCUAACUCGCUUGUCAAUAGUGCAAUUGAAGAUUGUACAAUUGACAAGCUAGGUGUAAUCGUCCUCGAUGAACUGCAUAUGCUCGAUGAUGAACACCGCGGUUACCUGAUAGAAAUCAUGGUAACGAAGCUUCUUCUGCUUCAGCAAGAUAUCCAGAUAAUCGGCAUGAGUGCAACUUUAUCGAAUACAGAGGUCCUUGCAAAGUGGUUGAAUGCGAAUUAUUAUAUAUCUCGAUAUCGGCCGAUACCCGUCGAAGAAUUCUUAGUGUUUGAAGAUUACAUUUAUCCAGUGCCUACCACAAAGGGCCUUCUUCGGAAGAUGAUCAGACCUGACACAUCAAGUCCAAAUGAUGUACCGGCUUCAGCGUGCCGAGUCAUACGUAAAUCGGAAUUUCGGGAGUUAGCGUUCCCAAUUCCAAAUGCUAUGGUUGCCCUUGCCUGCGAAACAGCAGCUGCAGGUUAUGGCGCUCUUGUAUUUUGUGGGAGCAGGCAAGCUUGCCAGACAAAUGCUGUGCUCAUAGGAGAUGCAAUGCCAGACACUCUGGAUGCAGAUAUUAUUGAGAAGCGCUUGGACCUAGUAGCAAGCUUGCAAAGCCUUCCUUGCGGGCUUGAUGCCUACUUUGCCAAAACUAUACCAAGAGGUGUUGCUUUUCAUCAUGCUGGUUUAACGACCGAAGAACGUGUGCUGAUUGCGGAAGGGUUUGACGCUGGAAUCCUCAAAGUACUCGUAGCUACUUGUAGCUUAGCAGCGGGGAUAAAUCUCCCCGCUAGAAGGGUUAUCCUCUGCGGUGCAAGAAUGGGACGUGAAUUAGUUGGGCCUGCAAUGUUACGACAGAUGCGUGGCCGAGCGGGCCGAAAAGGUAAGGAUGAAGUUGGUGAAACCUACUUAUGCUGCACAAAUAAGGAUUGGGAAGAUGUGGUUGGAUUGUUGGAAGCUGAAUUGCCCGCUAUUGCGAGUGGGUUGGCCCCAGGAAGGGCAGGGAUCAAAAGAGCGUUACUUGAGGCUAUUGCUACUAAGCUGGUAUCCGGCCGUGAUGCUAUCAACGAUUACAUCAGGAGCAGUCUGUUAUUUCACAAUGACGAAGCACAGGAUACCCUUUUCGAAAUGGUGCAAUCAACUCUCCAGGAACUUCUGGAUUCAAAACUUGUGAAGUCAUCAAAUGAUGAGACUUUUGAACCAACACAGCUUGGUCUAGCAAUUGUCGCGUCCGCAUUUAGCCCUAAUGAUGGGCUUUUCAUAUAUGGGGAAUUAAAGCGUGCUCUGCAGGCUUUCGUGAUGGAUGGGGAACUGCAUAUCUUUUAUAUGUUUUCGCCCCUCCAGGCCUCUUCGGAAAUUGACUGGAUGGCGUUUCGCGACGAGGUUCAUGGACUAGAUGAUAGUGGACUACGUACAAUACGACUUGUUGGCGUUGACCCUGGAUUGGUGAACUCAAUUGCAAUGGGACAUGCUUCUAUCAAGGAUCCAGCUUUACUCAGAGUCUACACCCGUGUCUAUACAGCAUUUCAACUGCGUGACUUAAGCAAUGAAAUCCCAGUCUCAUCAAUUGCAAAGAAAUAUAACAUAGCCCGAGGAGCUGUACAGACACUUGCUCAAAACUGCCACGGGUUUGCGGCUGGGAUGGCCAAAUUCUGUCAACGGAUGGGCUGGGAUAUGCUUGCGGUUGUGUUGGAGCAUAUGCGUGAUCGCCUUCAGGCUGGGGCCCGAGCAGAUCUAUUGGAGAUGGCACAGGUGACCUAUGUCAAAAGUCGAACGGCAAGGCUGCUUUGGGAGAAUGGGUUUAAAACCCUGAGGUCUCUUGCUGAAGCUGCACCUAGUGAGCUAGUACCUGUGUUAAUGAUGGGUCAGCCUCGGAGUAGUUCAUACGCAAGUAACAAUAAAGAUAUGAAGAGAGUUACCUCAAAACUAACCGCAAAAGCAGAGGUAAUUAUAGCCUCAGCAAGCAGAUUAUGGGAGCAUCAAACUGUGGUAGAACUAGAUGAGUAA